CUACGUGUGCUCUCUAUCAGGCAUCUAUUGUGGUUUCAGCUGUUGCUGUAAUUCUCAAAAUGUCGGAUGGUCAGGAGACUGAUAAGAACAUUGAGAUAUGGAAGAUCAAGAAGCAGAUCAAGGAACUUGAAGCUGCAAGGGGUAAUGGCACCAGCAUGAUUUCUCUUAUCAUCCCUCCCCGUGAUCAAAUAUCUCGUGUUACUAAGAUGCUUGGCGAAGAGUUUGGAACUGCUUCAAAUAUUAAGAGUAGGGUGAAUCGUCAAUCCAUUCUAGGGGCCAUUACGUCUGCUCAGGAGCGGCUCAAGCGUUACAAUAAGGUUCCUCCAAAUGGGCUUGCUCUAUAUACAGGAACAAUUGUUACUGAUGAUGGCAAGGAAAAAAAGAAGACAGUUGCUAUUGAGCCUUUCAGGCCUAUUAAUGCGUCUCUUUACCUCUGUGAUAACAAGUUCCAUAUUGAAGCUCUGAAUGAACUCUUGGAAUCUGAUGACAAAUUUGGUUUCAUUGUCAUGGAUGGUAAUGGGACUCUUUUUGGGACACUAAGUGGCAACACAAGGGAGGUGCUUCAUAAAUUUAGUGUUGACCUGCCAAAGAAACACGGAAGAGGAGGACAAUCAGCUCUUCGUUUUGCUCGUCUCCGAAUGGAGAAGCGUCACAACUAUGUUAGGAAGACAGCAGAGCUUGCCACACAGUUUUAUAUUAACCCUGCCACCAGCCAGCCGAAUGUUUCAGGAUUAAUACUUGCUGGAUCAGCUGACUUCAAAACUGAGCUUAGUCAGUCAGAUAUGUUUGAUCCUCGUCUGCAGGCCAAAAUUCUGAAUGUGGUGGAUGUUUCUUAUGGAGGAGAGAAUGGCUUUAAUCAGGCUAUUGAGUUGUCAGCAGAGAUCCUGUCCAAUGUGAAGUUCAUACAGGAGAAGAAGUUGAUUGGAAAAUACUUUGAGGAGAUUAGUCAGGAUACUGGCAAGUAUGUUUUUGGUGUAGAUGACACACUCAAAGCUUUGGAGAUGGGCGCUGUUGAGAUACUUAUUGUGUGGGAAAGUCUGGACAUCAAUAGGUAUGAGCUAAAACAUAGCAGUACUGGGGAGAUCAUUGUGAAGCAUUUGAACAAGGAGCAGGAGAACAAUCAGAGCAACUUUCGUGAUGCUGAGACCAAUGCAGAAUUAGAGGUUCAGGACAAGAUGUCACUAUUGGAGUGGUUUGCUAAUGAGUACAGGCGGUUUGGGUGUUCUCUUGAGUUUGUGACCAACAAAUCACAAGAGGGGUCACAGUUCUGCCGAGGCUUUGGAGGGAUUGGAGGAAUUCUCCGCUACCAGCUUGACAUGAGGUCUUUCGAUGAGUUUUCUGACGAUGGUGAAGUUUAUGAUGAUUCUGAAUAGCAAUCAAUCAUCUCUUCCCCAGUGCUGGUGCAGG
Molecule: messenger RNA, 1407 nt
Organism: Rosa rugosa (rugosa rose)
Lineage: Eukaryota; Viridiplantae; Streptophyta; Magnoliopsida; Rosales; Rosaceae
Product: eukaryotic peptide chain release factor subunit 1-3-like
Exons: 1
Coding region: 60-1373 (437 amino acids)
Biological process (GO): cytoplasmic translational termination
Cellular component (GO): cytosol; translation release factor complex
Molecular function (GO): translation release factor activity, codon specific; sequence-specific mRNA binding
Source: RefSeq, a predicted model, not a curated record